Exaiptasia diaphana is the source of this 8602-nucleotide messenger RNA. RefSeq lists its product as uncharacterized. The transcript is spliced from 2 exons. The coding region runs from base 6 to 8036 and encodes 2676 amino acids. The record is from RefSeq and is a predicted model, not a curated record. Lineage: Eukaryota; Metazoa; Cnidaria; Anthozoa; Actiniaria; Aiptasiidae.
GAAUAAUGGACUGGCCAAGACUACUGCUUCUGGCAUUUGCAUUUUGUUUUACAGCAGAGAUACGUCCACACACAUGGAUGGUCAGCGGUAUAAAUACCAACAGCACCUCGAUGGGUAACUAUGGSGUUAUGGGUACUACCGAUGAAGARGACAGUGAAAAGUGGGGUCAGGAGCAAGAUAAACUGUAUAAAGAUAUGGAAUCAAAGGAGAAUCAAAUGAAGAAUACGGAGGAAAGCGGAUCCGGAAGUGGCGAUGAGAACGAUAUUAAAUCAGGAAAUAAAAGACAAAUGGGUAAUAGUAAUACACCCAGUGGAAACGAUACUGCUGAGAAUAUUGUGAAAGAAGCGGUUAAUCAAGCAAUUCAAGAAAGUAAGACGAGUCCACCACCGAUGCCCGCAACMUUAGGAAAAACUACUUUUCCAACACAACCAGUCACCCACUUACCACCGCAUCUUGUUUUACCUCAAAUUCAACAAACUACAGAGAUAAAUACCAUCGUUUUACCGGGUGGUGACAAUGGUACCGCGAAUGUCGCUUCUACCAAGGUUAAUGUAACAGGAGCAAUGGGGCAAAAUCUUUUAGUAGAGACAACUCAAACCGGUGCCAAAGAAGAUCAAAAUAAACAAAACAAUUUUAACAUGUCAAAACCGUCACCUGGUAAUCCUUCGACGUUAAAUGUACCGGGUAAAGGAUCGAACAUUGAUGUCGUGGGCACAACUGAUACUCCUCCAAACAAUAAUGCACCACAAAAUACCAGCUCACCAGCCCAGCAAGAAGUACAACCAGCAGGUCCUACGAUGAAUCCACAGCCAACUGUGCCAACGCAGCCAGUCACUAGUCCUAGUCAAGGAGGACAACAACAAACUCAAACACAGGCACCACCGACUGCUGCAGUAACUCCAUCUACACCGAUGCCUUCCCAAAGCCAGCAACAAGCUAUGCCAACUCAACCAGCUACACAGGCAGCUCAACCACAAUCUGAGCAGCAAGUACAAGCAAAUUAUUUCGGAAAUUUAUCGACGGAAAUGCCUACACAAAACGAGCUACCAACAUUAUCUACUCAAACAGCUACAAACAGCCAGAUAACAUCAGCUCUGUUCCCAACAUCUUCAGCUCCAGUUCAAAUUUCUCAAGACAACCAGGCACAGACAUCGCAGGUUGAUAAUACGCAAGCACAGCCAGCGCAAGUUGAUAAUACGCAAGCACAGCCAGCACAGGUUGAUAAUACGCAAGCACAGCCAGCGCAAGUCGAUAAUACGCAAGCACAGCCAGCACAGGUUGACAAUACGCAAGCACAGCCAGCGCAAGUCGAUAAUACGCAAGCACAGCCAGCACAGGUUGAUAAUACGCAAGCGCAGCCAGCGCAAGUUGAUAGUACGCAAGCACAACCAGCGCAAGUUGAUAACUCACCUAGCACAGGAUAUCCUACUCAGACAAACACUACUACUUCAAAUGGUCAGAUUGACAUUAAUCAGUAUGCUCAAAAUAUCCAGCAACCAACAGUUUCGACAACUGCAGCUACUAAUACGGCAGGAGCAAAUGGACAGUAUCAACCAACCACGGCAGCAAUCACAAUCUCGAAAGAAAACAUGGUUGUCGUUUCAGAGCAGCCAUCAAAUGCCAAUAUGAACACUAAUCCAGCGCCUUCAAACCCUGUCCAUCAAAAUACUCCCACACAAAUGGUGUCUCCCUCAGAUGCUAAAAAACCCACUGGCGCUGGUUCUCGGAAUAACAAACCUAACAAUUUCGACAUUAGCUUUCAUACUCAUGUACAUAAUCCAUCAAAAUCAAAAAAUACAGUGCAAAUACGACCUUUGCAUAUUGGUCGCACAGUUACUCAGAGCAAAAAUGGUGGAUUGAUUAUCACCAGUAGCAGUAUAUAUGAAGUUGGCCAUGGGUUUCCAUUGACUACUAUUGAUCAAAAGGCCCUUGGCCUUACUGAAAAACCUAUCAGUAAUACAAUGGCGAAAMCUCCUGUAAGUGCCCCCGCGAGUACUCCAGUCAGCACUCCCGCCAAUGCAUCCGAUUCUAAAACAGUACCUACAACUCAACCGACUACAACAACUUCGACAAGGUCAACGAACGAACCAAAACUUUCUGACACUACCACAAUUCCACCUCCAACAAAACCAACAUCAUCAAGCUGGAUGCCAACUUAUUCACUAUUGAAAAGUGUGCAUAGGAAUGUAAACAGCAAUAACGGUGAAAAUGAGCCUGAAAUGAACAUUUCCGAAAUGCUAUUUCCUAAACUCCCAGCGAGCCUUCCUAUUAUGAUCAUGGAAGACCACGUGACGCCAGUUCCAUUACAGCAACCGUUUUUGGCAUCAAAUGUUGAGGCUCCGAAACCAGUGCCAUUAAUGGACAAAGGAAAUUACCAACAGCCGACACAGGCCCCACCUCAAGCAGCAGCCAACCCAACUGCCUCGACGUCGAUGUUUUCACAGGGUUCAUAUCCCACAACAAUGGUCGACAACCCAUCAUCAGGCAUAAAUUUAGGUGCAAGACUAGACAAUCAAGAUAACGCAUAUGAAAAAGGUACUUCCCAAAUUGAGGAGAUGUCAAACUCUCCGAUUCCGGAAAGCCUUCAUAUACCGUUUACCAAUGGGCUUGAGAUUAGUGACUCCAACGAAGUUUUCUUUGAUAAGAAAGAUGGUCAGUCUAUGAAUAAGGCAAGAAAAACAAAUAAUCAGCCAGCAGCAAAUACGACAGCAAAGCCAGCACAAGAAGAAUCAUCAAAAGAUACAAAUAAUCUUCCAGCAGCAAAUACGACAGCAAAGCCAGCACAAGAAGAAUCAUCAAAAGAAACAAAAGAUGAUGUUACAGAUGCUGCUUUCAAAGGUAUAGAGGAUGCUGUUCUUUCUGUUGACAUAUCAGAACUAAGACCGGGCGAAAUUCUCAGCUUACGCCUUCCCAACAGUGAGUCUAGCCAACUAUUUAAAGUUCGAGAAAUCAAAUCAAGCGAUAAAGUCUCUCAAUAUACCAAUGAUGAUAAUAGUGACAGUGCAGCAUUCAAUGUAGACAAGAAACAUCUUCUGUACGCAAUUAUUGAAAAAGUCAAAAACAACAAAGAGUAUCGAGACGCAAUGGAGACGAUUUUCUCUGCUGCUGAUAGAAGAUCUGGAUCGAGUAAACACGAUCAAACAAUGAAAUUUCCAGAUAAAGCAAUCCUUAAAAAUUACAACACGGAUGACAUAGAAAGAAAAACAGACGAAAAUUUCUCAAAAUUUCUCCAAGACAAUAUUAGCUCAAAAGACGCUGACGAAAACGAAGCUUCAAGUGAUACAGAAGGCUCAGCUAUGCAGGAUCAAAAUGCUGAAAAUGCCAUUAAGAAAUCUAACGUCAUACGGCCGAAAGAAAAUUCCCAUUUUCAUAACAAUCACCACUCUAAAGUUGCAAGAAAACAAGAUGGACUUAAAUCUUUCAAGAAAGAAAAGAAGAAAAAUGCAAAAUCCGCUGAAAAAUCUGGUAUAAAACCAAGAAAGGGAAGUCACUUAGCUGACAGUUUUGAGAGACAAGACAAAUUUGAGAACGACAUUAAAGCAGUUCCCUCGUUGAGAAAGACGGAAUCAUCUCAUCGUGUAAAAUUCAGGAAGGAGAAUAAUGUCAUCAUUGAAGAUGUAUCAGGAAAGGUGUUGUAUAGAGGCCCCAUGGACAUCAUUGCUUUAAAUAAAAACGCCGUCAGACACAAUGAUAAUAGAAGAUCAUUCAGUCAAGAAAUGAGUGAAGACACCAAAGAAUCAACCUCCAGAAAAGGAGCUCAUUAUCGACAUAAGCAAUUUCCCAGCCGAAUCAGAAGAUCAACCACUGACGAUGGUGACGAAGCAAAGCCAGCAAAGAAAACCGAAGGAACRUUUUAUUUGACAUUCAAACUUGAAGAUAACAAACCAAAUGAAAAUGCUGGAAGUGCCACAAUAAAUGGUGUGCCUCACGACAAAGAAUCAAGUGCARCAAAUGAUCAAGCGAAAGAGCUCACUUUCAGUGAUAGGUUAACCAAGGAUGCAMGAAAAGAAAAAAGCAAAAGCGAGGAAGAUAWAAWWGRUACACAAAAGRAAAAAGAAKCAGGAGAYAAAYCAAAGGAARRCAAAACAAAGAAUAAAGARAACGAGAGRCAUGAGGACAAGAAAAAAGGAACUAAAGAAAGARAAGAACAGCAAAAAGAGAGAAAAAACGAUAAAGAUACAGAAAGCAAAAAUGCAAGAGAAGAGAACAAUGAAGGUUCACUUUUAUCAGAAAACAAGAAGCAAAAUCUUACCCAUGUUCAAAUUGAGGAUGAUGAAGGAAACGUUCUUUACAAAGGACCAGUCGACAUUGAUGCCCUMAAUAAAACAAUUUCAAAUAAGGAUGGAAGCUACUCAGGGUUUCAUUUAGAAAAGGCCGGAUAUKUGCUUGAUAAGCCAGCCGAUCCAAAAGCAAUGGAAGUUAUCAACAAUGGUCUCCAAAACGCAAGUCCUAAAAAUCUAACACAAGGCGUCAAAGUGGCUCUAAAUAGACCUAGGCGCCAUGUUAAAAAGACCUUGAUCAAAGAUUCAAAGAGAAAAGAACGAAAAAUAUCUCAGAGAGUCUCAGCUGAAGACAACACGAAAGUAAAGAAAAGCAGUGAAGCAAAAGUCCAAGGAGACAACAAAGAAAUUCUUUCAAGGGAUUCUUCAGCAACAUCCUCAAAACAAGAGCAAAAUCAUCCAGAUGCAAAAGGGCCAGAUGCAGCAACAUCCUCAAAACAAGAGCAAAAGGAUCAAGAAAAUAUCGAUUUACAAGCCAGUGAAUCCAAUUACCAAUUACCUUCACAUGUUAUAAUCGAGGAUGAAAGCGGUAACUCCCUGUAUCAAGGACCCGUGGACAUAUUAGCCACAAACAAAUCAACACCAUCAAAUGGUGGAAAAAGCAAACUCCAAUCACUGAAGAAAAGCUUUCAAAUAUUAAAGGAUCAAAACCAAAAAUUGGCUUCAAAAGGUAGCGACCCUUUGGCUGCAAAGGUGACUACUCAAAGUGAUCAGAAUGCUGCACAAGGGGAAUCAGCUCCAACUGAAUUUCAAGUUACACAAGACGGCGGAGCAGCCUCAAAGGGUAAGACAAUCACAGUCCAACACUUUCACACUGGCCACGGCGGCCAGAAGGUAUCAGUAGAUGUUGUAAACAAUGGUGAAAAUCAAGAAAAAAAGACACCUUCAACUGAUGAUAAGACUCCGCCUGACAGCGACGAGGACGAUCAAGAGAACACAAAAUCACCAAGUCUGGCUGGAMUGCCAUUUUUUGAUAACAAAAACAGUAAAGUUAUUCACAGAUAUGUACAAGGAAAGCAGAAAACUACAAAAACCGAUUCUAGUGUAGAACCCAGUACRCAGGCAAUACUUGAUAAGAUCAUAAAGCAAGUCCAAAAUAGAAMAAAAGAAAAUUAUGAUGUCAUGCUAACUAAUGUUCAGAAAGGAGCUUCAUCGAUUGGAGGAAGAAUUGUACAAGGAGUCAACAAAGACCAAAGCAACAGCGCAGAUGUUGACAAGACAACUCAGUCAGAAUACAUCAAAAAUGUAAUGCAGAGCUGGCUAAAAAGUAAGCAUGCAGGGGARAUGCCCCRYGAAAGCAAAAAUGCUCCAAACGACAAGAAGAAUAAAUCAUUAAACGUGCAAGAUAUGGUUGAAAGUUGGYUUAAAAGCAAAAAACCAGGGAUUUUAUCCAAUAAAGAGAAAGACCAACAAAGAGAUUACCAACAACCGGAUAAAAGUUUGGGYGGAGAAAAGAACCAAAGUAGCAAUCAAGUAAUGAUACAAAAUGAACCAAAUGAAAUCAUGAAAGGUCAAGAAGAYAAAGCUGGGUAUGAUAUCGGGAGUGUAAAGCAAAGUGCAACAAAUGAAAAGSCAUCYCAACAAAACGCUGCUGACGAAGUAAAUGCAUCGGUAACUGGUGACGAUAAUAUUGAAUUACAAACAAACAURGCCAACGGAAAGGUAGUUUUAACAACAGGAAAACAACCCAAAGCAUCACCUAUUGAUUACGUGAAUAAUGACCAAACUGGUUCACAAAACGCAGAGCCACCUCCUAUAGCGAUGACGACAAAUAACAUGAACUCCAAUCAAAUUACAUUGUCAAACGCACAAAAUGGCAACCAAUUGUCCGCGGUGCUGUCUAGUGAAACGCCACCGACUUCACAAGGAGCUAGUAGACUUGGGACAAGUUACAAUGAUGUCCUCAUUCAGAAUUCUCCUAAUAGCAACCGAUUACAAGCUGGUCUAACUAGCCAAAAUUCAGUAAAUACAGUGGUAAAUAAUGGAAAUACUGGUAGAGGUUAUCGMAUUUUGAAGGUGUCCAAAGAGAAAUUGGAUGAACUGUUAGAAAAUAGCCAAGACUCUAAUCAAGAGUUUUCCCCUAAUCAACARUUGCAAGAUUCACKUAAAGGAGAACCUGUGACUCUAAUACUAUCAAAUCCUUACUYGGAUGAAGCCAAAAACGAGAGAAAUAACCAACAAUUACCUGCAARUACAUUGCAGCUUGACAACCAACCUCUGGAAUCAAAUAAUCAACGCAUGUCUGCCAAAAACACACAAGCACUUCAGCCAGUUCUUGCCCAGACUGUACCAGGGAAUUCCCAAAACAAUAUGGUAAAUCAAGUACAACAGCAAUUAAACCUGCAGUCACARCAAAUGUUUAAYGAUCAAAACACUAACUCGASCUUAACUCCUCAAGAUAAAAACGCUCUUUUGCUGCCAAACCAAUAUUACCCAGGAGAUGACGAGAAGAUAUUGAUAGGKGAUGGGGGGAAGACUGUAAGACCAGAGCCUGCGGCAAUUGGGGCUUUUAAGAGCCAGCAAAGUGCAACAGAUCUUAACGUUCUUCUAAAGAUGCCAGGAAGUACAAGUCCUUCAUUUUUGAUACAAAGCAAAAACAUGUCACCCCUCAGAAUUUCUUCUAAUUCUCCUAAAGGACAAGAUCCUUCAGAAAUUUCGGUCCUGAGUGGGACUGGACAAAAAAUUGAGUGUCAUACUUUACCUGGACARAGCUCGCUGACAUUUUUGCGUUGUGGGUCAAAGGCACAGCAACAGGCCGCUGCCAUUUCAGCUUUCCCUGCAUCUCAAGCCAUUACAAAUCCACUUAAUCUUAAGCAAAAUGAUGCUCCAGAACAACAAUUUUCACAGUCUCAGUCWAGUGAAAUGAAUUUUCUACCAAGCUACAUGCUGCCUACCGAUUUUAARAUGAACGAUGACGUGUCUCACAGUAAGACCAACAAUAACUCAAAGCUGUAUGGAUUUGGUACGGUCACUGACCCUUCAGUCUACAGAAAAGCYACAAAAGAGAUCAGGACUUACCUCGAUAAGGAGAUGAAUGAGGAGAAAAAUAUGAUUCAAAAUCUUCUCAUCGACUCCACCUCACCUAAAGCUUCCUUACCGGCACAGGAAGAGGAAUCAGAAGGACCGCUUGUUCCCUUUGGCUUUCAAUAUUAUCCAGGAGUGGCGGAAAAUGCCAUGUACAAUAGGGAAACAGAGAAUCCAGGAAUGUAUCAAUAUACGGAGAACCUGAAUACACAGCCGGAGGACAAUGCACUUGUUGGUGGUAUAAGAGGACAUCCUCCUUACAAAGCGCCAAGAAGGGCGAGAAGACGACACAAGCUUCGUGUAACACAAGGGUCAGAGCGACGGCUUUAYACCAGAUCUGGUCCUUGGACGCACAAAAAAUCCAAAAUGUCAUCAAAGAAACGUCAUCCUUCAAUCCAAAGCUGGUUCGUUAGGAGAGUGUUCGGCCCAGUACAAAUGAUUUUACCGCCAUUUUAUCCACAGCCUUGCCCGUGGCUUCUGUCAAAGAGAUGUUGCAGUUGUUGCACAAAUGAAAAAAAUGACAAAGAAAUCACCAAGUUCAAAGACAAAGAAAAGGAAAAAGAGAAAGAUAAAGAAAAAGAAAAGGUUAAAGAUGCAAAGUAUAAAGAUGAUCCCAAAUCGUCGAAUAAGCUUCCUGAUACUACUCCGUCACCCGAUAGCAUGAGCGAAUGGGAGUACCUGGGAAGAGUUAUGUGUAGUUGUCCUUGUUGUAUGGAAUGCGUUGUUUGGUAGACAACCGAACUAUUACAUUUGCAUYAAAGCAAACAAAGUCAAACUAUCAAUACGUUUUCAUCUUGUGAAACAGAGAAAAUGAAACGAAACUUUCCUACAUAUAAAAGUCCCAAAAUUUCCRUAAGUUCUUAGACGAGAAAACAAUAUGGGAAUGAUAUGUCUGGUCAUAUGWCAAGCCAGUAAACAAGUGCAUGAUAGUAAAAUUUUGAAUUAGACUCAAAAUACSCCCAAAAAAAUAUUUCCAAUUUUUAUCAAUUUUUGACAGCAAGACAACUCGAUGCUGAARAACAGYUUUCGAAGAAGUACCUAYUAUUUAUCAGUCAUUUUUAGGACCUSAUUAUAUGAAACAGUGUUGCCAAGAUCACCGGGUUGAUUUCUCUUGUUUUGUKCUCUCUUGAGAAAGGAAAUCAAACGAAGAAAUCAGUCGUUGGGUCGGACAGCACACAUCAUAUGUUUGGGGCAUUAAAUAUUGAGUAUAUUGUUGUAUAUUGUUCUUUUUGCUGUAUUUACAAUAAUAAUAGAGAUACAGAUUAAAACUAUGAAUUCACGUGUUCAAAAUAAAAAUU